AGUCGCGCGCCUCCCGCACCGCCGCCGUCCCCAAUCCCGCACCGCCGUCGGUCACUUCCCACCGCCGCCUCGCCAUAGACCACUCCCCUGCUCAGAUCUCCCCAGGGUCGUCUCGCGGUCGACCACUCCACUGCGCCGACUCGCCUGCCCCCGUGCGGCUGUUCCCCCCGCUCGCUCAACGCCACUUCCUCCCCUUCCGCCGGCUCAUCUCUCGCCCAGCAACCCCUGCUGCUCCAUAUCGCCAAAGUGCUAGCCGGCGAGAUCGCAAGAAUCAUGUCGUUCGCUGGCGUAUCCGUAGUUGCCAACGGCCGGCUGCUUAAGCCAGCGUCCGCGGCGUCGGCCAUCUACUCCGGCACGGCUAGCAGUGGCAGCCGGUGGUAUCACCAGCUUGUGGUGGAAGGUUACUCCCGCGUAAAGCACCUGCCCAAUGGACACAGAAUCAAGGGAAGGUCCUUCCGAGCUGGAGGAUAUCGAUGGAUUCUGGAAUUCUAUCCCAAUGGUGAUACCUUCAAGGCUGCUGGUUUCAUCUCUGUUUAUCUUGUCCUUGACCAGGAUGUUGCACUUGCACAGCCAGUCAAGGCGUUCCUGGAGUUCAGUUUCAUUAAUGAGCUUGACAGGCAAGAGCCUGCAUACAUCCGUGAAACCGAAACAGUUGACUUCAGCGGUGGCUGCAUUAGUUGGGGUCGUAGUUGUUUCAUAAAAAGAGAGGACCUUGAGAUGUCGGAGCAUCUCAAUGAUGAUUGUUUCACCAUUCGUUGUGAUAUCAUCAUCGCCGAAGCUGCUGCUGCGCCCUUGAUCGAGGUGCCACCAUCCAACAUAAGCGGGCAUUUGAACCAUCUCUUAGUGACAAAGGUGGGCGCCGACGUGAUGUUCGAGGUCGGCCAUGAGACAUUCGCCGUGCACCGGUGUGUGCUCGCGUCCCGUUCUGCCGUCUUCAUGGCAGAGCUCUUCGGGCCCAUGAAGGAGGGGAUUGCUACAGCUGGUGCCAUACAGAUACAAGACAUGGAACCGAACGUGUUCAAGGCCUUGCUCAGUUUCGUAUACACCGACUUGAUGCCUGAGAUGGAGGCGGAAGGGGAAGCCAGUGGUGAGGUUACGUGGCUGCAACACUUGCUUGUUGGGGCGGAUAGGUUUGAUCUCCAGCGGCUCAAGUUGAUGUGUGAAGAGAGGUUGUCGGCGCACAUAGAUUUGAGCUCAGUGACGGCCAUCCUUGGUCUGGCAGCGCAGCACCAUUGCCGCGGACUUAAGGAGGCCUGCCUGGAGUUUCUCAAAGUACAAUCUGCUGCAAUCUUGGGAGGAGUCAUGGCGACCAGCGACUGGCAGCACAUAUCUGCAACUGACCCCUCUGUUCUGAACGAGCUCAUCGCCAAGCUUGCCUCGAAAGCGUAGGUCGUUGGUUGUAAUGGUGUGUUUUCCCUUAGACUAAAAUGCGUCGGUAGCUGAACUUGUGCAAACUAUUAUUGUGGUUCCUGAAAUGUCUCACUGUAUGGGUACCGCCAGCUGAAUGGUUGCCUACUUGCUUCUGAUCUUGAGUUUGUGUAGAAUAUAGAUCUCUUAAUCAUGCAAUCACUGGCUGGGCAAAAUGCCACACUGCGUGUUUGUAUCUUCAGUUAACCACACGAGUUAUAGUUCUGAUCUUCCUCUUCUAACUACUUUUAUUUCCAGUUCAUGAACUGUACAGAUUGGUGUUGCAUUUGGCCAAGCGACCUCCCAUCGUCGUACGAUGUCUCCGCCACUGGCGGCCGCCUCUUCUUGCCGCACGACACUG
Molecule: messenger RNA, 1768 nt
Organism: Triticum aestivum (bread wheat)
Lineage: Eukaryota; Viridiplantae; Streptophyta; Magnoliopsida; Poales; Poaceae
Product: BTB/POZ and MATH domain-containing protein 3-like
Exons: 1
Coding region: 274-1389 (371 amino acids)
Biological process (GO): protein ubiquitination
Molecular function (GO): protein binding
Source: RefSeq, a predicted model, not a curated record